Molecule: messenger RNA, 1446 nt
Organism: Lycium ferocissimum
Lineage: Eukaryota; Viridiplantae; Streptophyta; Magnoliopsida; Solanales; Solanaceae
Exons: 3
Coding region: 93-1322 (409 amino acids)
Molecular function (GO): DNA binding
Source: RefSeq, a predicted model, not a curated record
CUCUUACGUUUUUUUUACUCGAGGAGAUCAUAUCAAUUAUCAUAGCUUAUAUACUCUCAAAGAAUCUGAAGCAAAGAGUCAAGAAGUUGAAAAUGUCGGAUAAUUCAGGCCUCCGUGAUCGACUACUGGAGAAGAAUGAAAUCUCCGAUAAUUACUUUGAAGUUGAUCAACAGAGUGAUUCAAUGACGGUAGAGGAACAAAACAAUGAAAUCCGUGAUAAUACUGAAAAUUCAGGGAGCGGUUCUCUGAAAACCAAAGACUCCAAGUGCUCAAUCGGAACAGCCAGUAGUUCGAAUAUCCAAAUGAAAUUUACAGAUAAGUUUAAGAGAGGCAACCCUGUUGUCAUGGGAACAUCAUGGGUUUACAGAGAUGAAAACGGAAAACAGUUUUACGAAAAGCAAUUAUGCGAAGAUGACAUUACUGGCGAUCACUUAGAGAUUCCUAGGAGACUGGCGCAUUAUAUACAGAGUUUGAAAUUACAUCGUCGCAUUGAUGCUGGAGAAAAAACACGGAAAGUCAAUUUGGUAUGCGAUAAUGGGGAAAAUGAAAAUGAAUGUUACUAUUUCACUGGACAAUGGAGGGACUUCGUCAAGGAAAAUAAGUUGAAAGUUAACAAGGAUUUGGUCCGACUUGAGAUUUCACAGCAAUUAGGCCUUCGAAUCGGGUACACUAACGACCAGAAAGCUAUUGACAUGAAUAACCCUGUACUCCUAAGGCGUUUGUCUAGAGCUGAUGUUAAAAGCCUAUAUAUAAAAAAGUUGUGUGAACGGUAUUCGUAUAGUAGUGGUGGUACCGGAUUAAUAGAGAUUGAACCAAUCGUUCAAAUUAAAUUAUGUUCGCAAGUUGUGUAUAGAUAUGGUGGUAUAAAAGGUGUAAUGUUCAUACAGCUACCAAAGAAAGACGUAGAAGAAAAUCUAGGCUGUGAUCUUCCUCUUCCUGGAGCGGGCGGAGAAAUUGCCAUGCAUUUGUUUGAUCCAGUGGGAAACAAUUUGGUGGAGAUGAAAUUAUUGCAUACUGAGAAGGGUGAAUACCAUAUUGGAGGAGCAUGGGAAGUGUAUGCUGCUAAAUAUGGCUUGUUAAUUUCUGAUACAAUUUUUCUUGACAAGGUAAAUGUGCACGCUGGCAAUGAUCAUGAUCAGCUGAAUACUGCACAAUUUUCGUGUCACUAUGAAAUUACUUACCAGAGACGACGACGAGGAGGCACUAAAGAUCAGAGCAGGCCAGCAGCACUUGCUAAUUCUGUUAAAGAUGUACCUCGUGUUCCGAAAAUCGAGUCAGGAUAUGAAGGUGAUUCGUCCUGGCUCCAAUAUUGCACUCCAUAGUUAUGAUAUCAGAUUCUAAAAAUGUAUGUUAAUAACUUCAAUUUAGCCUCAAAUGUGCGCCUUUAAUCUCAAGAGACUCGAUCAAUUUUCCAUUCGUCUACUAAUGAUUCCAGAUUAUACCUUG